Molecule: messenger RNA, 2634 nt
Organism: Tripterygium wilfordii
Lineage: Eukaryota; Viridiplantae; Streptophyta; Magnoliopsida; Celastrales; Celastraceae
Product: zinc finger MYM-type protein 1-like
Exons: 5
Coding region: 1-2634 (877 amino acids)
Molecular function (GO): protein dimerization activity
Source: RefSeq, a predicted model, not a curated record
AUGAUACCUAGAAAAUACAAGUCAGGUUUUGAAAAAAGAAAACAAAAAAAGAGAGAAGAAGAAUUGGUUCGAUCUUUAGCAGGAUCUCUUGAUAGAUUUUUGCCUAGUAAACAAAGAGGUGGCUCAACAUCUAAUGUUGAAGAAGAAACAAAUCCAUCAGUCCUGAGUGAUAAAGAAGAAGAACCAGUAGGUGAUAAAGAAGAAGAAAUUAGAGUAGGUGAUGAUGGUGAUCAAUAUGAGGAAGAAGAAAUUCUUCCAAUAGGUGAUAAAGAAUUUGGGCCAUUAAACAUUUACGAUCCAGGAAAUUGGGAUAAUAUUAAUCAGAAGUUUAGGGACCUAUUAAUAGAAAAAGGUCCAAUUAGAAUUCUUGAUAUUGAUUUUGGUGUUGAUCACCUUGGUAGGCAUUUUUCAUCUAAUCAUUAUGAACGAGUGUUAUUGAAUGGAGAGAAACAAGAUAGGAAAUGGCUUGUAUAUUCUGUUUCUAAGGACAAAGUGUUUUGCUUUUGUUGUAAGUUAUUCAAACAAGAUCAUAACACUUCCCGAAUGACAACGGAUGGAUUUAAUGAUUGGAAACAUCUUAGUGAACGACUUAGAGCUCAUGAAACUAGUAGUGAACACCUAGUUUGCAUGACCAAAUGGAUAGAAUUGCAAGUUAGGUUGAGAAAACUUGAAACAAUUGAUAAGAGUGUACAAGAACAAAUAGAUAGGGAGAAAGAGCAUUGGAAACAAGUAUUAAAAAGAAUAAUAGCCCUUGUAAAAACUCUUGCAAGAAACAAUUUAGCAUUUCGUGGUCAUAGGGAAAAGCUUUAUGAAGGGAGAAAUGGAAACUUUUUAGGUUUUAUUGAGAUGAUUGCAGAUCAUGAAGAACAAAUGUCUCUUAUAUUGCGAUGUGUGGAUGUUUCCGGUGAACCAAUAAAAGUGGAGGAAUUUUUUAUACAAUUUUUAGAGGUAGAUGAUACAUCGGGGCUAGGACUUUUUAAUGUGCUCAAAGAUAUUUUAAAUACCCUUGAUCUUGAUGUUGGUGACAUAAGAGGGCAAGGAUAUGAUAAUGGAUCAAAUAUGAAAGGAAAACACAAAGGUGUUCAAAAUAGGUUGCUUAUGGAGAAUCCUAGAGCAUUUUACACACCUUGUGGUUGUCAUAGUCUUAAUCUUGUACUUUGUGAUAUGGGUAACUCUUGUGAAAGAGCCAUAUCUUUUUUUGGAGUUGUUCAGCGCAUAUAUUCAUUGUUUGCAUCGUCUACAAAACGGUGGAAUGUUUUGAUGUCUUAUGUUGGAAAUCUAACACUUAAGCCUUUUUCUCAAACACGUUGGGAAAGUCGUGUUGAGAGUGUUAAAGCAAUACGAUAUCAAACUUCACAAGUUAGAGAUGCUUUAAUUGACUUAGUUAAUACUAGUGAAGAUCCAAAGACAAAGAGUGAAGCCCAAUCCUUAGCAACAAAUGAAAUUGAGAGUUUUGAGUUCUUGAUUAGCUUGAUAAUAUGGUAUAAUUUAUUAUUUGCUGUAAAUACCAUUAGUAAAACCCUUCAAGCUGAAGAUAUGGAUAUUAAGAUUGCCGUAGAAAAGCUAAGAGGACUCAUCUUAUUUUUUGAACAAUAUAGAGAGAUAGGAUUUGUGGAAGCCAUAAUUGAAGCUAAAGAAAUAGCUAGUGCAAUGGAUAUUGAACCUGUUUUUAAAACAAAACGACUAAUUCGAAGAAAAAGACAAUUUGAUGAAACUAACAAUGAAGAUUUAAUACAUUCAGUUGAGGAGUCAUUUAGAGUUGAUUACUUUCUAUACAUAGUGGAUAAAUCUAUUUCUUCUUUUAGAAGUAGGUUUGAACAACUUCAAUUAUAUGGAGAGACUUUUGGAUUUUUGUUUGAUUUGAAGAAGUUACAUUCUAUUGAUAAUGAAAGUUUGAUAUCGUAUUGCACUAAACUUGAGAAUUUUUUGAAGUGUGAUAAUCUUUAUGAUAUUGAUGCAAGAGAUUUAGCUUUAGAAUUAAAAGUUUUGUGUAACACCUUGCCUGAAGAAGUAAAAAAACCUAUUGAAAUAUUAAAUCAUUUGCAAAUGCUUGAUGGUGGUUUUCCAAAUACAUGGAUUGCAUAUAGAAUAUUGUUAACUAUUCCGGUAACGGUAGCCUCCGCAGAGAGAAGUUUUUCAAAGUUGAAAUUGAUAAAAUCAUAUCUUCGGUCCACCAUAUCGCAAGAAAGGUUAAAUGGGUUAGCUAUGUUGUCUAUUGAGAGUGAUUUGGCGGAAAAUGUUGAUUAUACUAAUAUCCUGAACAAUUUGCUAUCAACCAACCAAUCAGCUACUCCUGUUCUACACAUCAUCAUCAGUGUCCCUAAGAGUGAGUUUGGACUGAGGGAUUUGGGGGGAAGGGAAGAGAAGGGAAAAAGAGAUCUAGAUUUUACACUGGGUCACAAACCUAUUGAUAUUUCGGAUGGUCUUUGGGAGAAGUUGAAUAGGCAGGCAUGUAGCUCUAUUUGUAGCAUUAUGUCAGAUCACUUGAGUGAGUAUGAGAAGAUAUUGGCUGAUUGGGAGAACUUGAAAGUCACAAUCCAAGAGGAGGAUAAAGCUCUACUACUCUUGAAUUCCUUGCCAAACUCUUAUGACCACUUAGUCAUUAAUCUUCUUUUAUCGGAAGAGGGAGAUUAA